UAUGACUGUGUGUGUGAUGCUUGAAGAAGUGGUGCAUUGCCUUUUGUUUAAAAUAAUAAAAUAAUAAAUAAAUGCGUAUUUAAAUAAUUAUUAAAUAUGGAAGUAGACGAAGUAGCAAAAUUAGAGCAUUUGUCUCUCGUAUCAAAAAUAUGUACAGAAUUAGAAAAUCAUUUAGGAAUUAAUGAUAAAGAUUUAGCUGAAUUUAUAAUUCAUUUAUCGGAAAAGAAUAGUACUUUUGAAGGCUUUAAAAAAGUAUUGAAUGAAAAUGGAGCGGAAUUUUCUGAUUCCUUUGUACAAAAUCUGUUAAGAAUAAUAAAACACAUGAAACCAACACCUGCACAAGCAUCACCACCAGCAAAAUCGAGAAAAGAUGAAUUAUCAACAAAAUUUCCCGGCUUAGCACUACCAAAUGAAAGGCCAGAUGAAAAAAUUUCUAAUGAUGAUGAUGAUGAUGAUAUUAUUAACCAGGCAAUGGCGUCAUUAGAAGCAUUUGCACCAUCCAGCUUAAAAAAUAAUAACACUAAUAGUGAAUUAAAUGAAAAUAAAAGCGAGAGGAAAAGAAGUCGCUCACGAGAUCUCAAAAGAAAUAGAUCAAGAUCACCCAAUCAAAAACAAAAGAGACACAAAGGUAGAUCUCGUUCACGUCAUAGAUCAAGAUCAAAUUCACGUUCCCGACGACGUUCAAUAUCAAAUUCUCGUUCUCGACGACGUUCACGUUCAAAUUCCCGAUCACGCAGGCGAUCCAGAUCACGGGACAAUAGGCGAGAAAAUACAUCACGAGAAAGAAGAAGACACAGAUCACGGGAACGUAAACGUUCACGUUCUGCCAAUAGAAAAUCAAGAGCAGACGAUCGCAAUAAAGAAUCGAGACGAACGAAAAAAGAUGGUGAACGUUCAAGAUCACGUUCCACUGAAGAAUUAUCAAUUGAUCCGGAAAUUGGGAAAAUUUAUCCCGGUAAAGUGGCGAAUAUUGUGCCUUUUGGCUGUUUCGUUCAACUUGAAUCAUUGAAACGUCGUUGGGAGGGUCUUGUUCAUAUUUCACAAUUAAGAAGAGAAGGUCGUGUUGCAAGCGCAAGUGAUGUUGUGUCACGUGGUCAGAAAGUACUCGUUAAGGUUCUCAGUAUAAGCGGACAGAAAGUGUCAUUGAGUAUGAAGGAUGUUGAUCAAGAUACGGGACGUGAUCUCAAUCCAGUGAUAAAUGUAACAAGAACCGAGGAGGAUGAGAAACAUUUGAGGAAUCCUGAUCGUCCUACAUCUCUCUUGGAACUACAGGCGAAUGAUGACGAGGACGAGACGUAUUCUAGAAAACGAGUGCAAAGACUAUCAUCACCUGAGAAAUGGGAAAUUAAACAAAUGCUUGCAGCAAAUUGCAUUGAUAGGAGCGAACUACCGGAAUUCGAUAUGGAAACAGGACUUUUACCACGUGACGAUGAUGAAGAUGAGGACAUAGAAAUUGAAUUGGUUGAAGAGGAACCACCCUUUUUACAGGGUCAUGGUAGAAGUUUGGGUGACUUGAGUCCAGUGAGAAUUGUCAAAAAUCCUGAUGGAUCUUUGGCACAAGCUGCGAUGAUGCAAAGUGCAUUAGCAAAAGAAAGGCGGGAACAAAAAAUGCUGCAAAGAGAGCAAGAAAUGGAUUCAGCACCAACGGGAAGUCAUAAAAAUUGGAUUGAUCCCUUGCCAGAUGCUGAAAGUCGAUCGAUGGCAGCUAACGCUCGAGGUAUUGGUCUUCAAACGCAAGAUUUACCGGAAUGGAAAAAGCACGUAAUUGGCGGUAAAAAAUCAUCGUUUGGAAAGAAAACGAAUUUAACAUUAUUGGAGCAGCGUCAGUCUUUGCCAAUUUAUAAAUUACGUGAUGAUUUAGUAAAGGCAGUGACCGAUAAUCAAAUUCUCAUAGUUAUUGGAGAAACGGGUUCGGGAAAAACAACGCAAAUAACUCAAUACUUAGCGGAAGCUGGUUUCACUGCUCGUGGAAAAAUUGGUUGCACACAACCCAGGCGUAUAGCAGCAGUUUCGGUAGCGAAACGAGUGGCUGAAGAAUUCGGAUGUCGUAUGGGUCAGGAAGUUGGUUACACAAUUCGUUUCGAAGAUUGCACUGGUCCAGAGACAAAAAUAAAGUACAUGACAGAUGGUAUGUUAUUGAGAGAAUGCCUCAUGGAUCUCGACUUGAAAACGUAUUCCGUUAUUAUGUUGGACGAAGCUCAUGAACGGACAAUACAUACCGACGUUUUAUUUGGACUUUUAAAACAAGCUGUCGGCCGAAGACCAGAAUUAAAACUUAUUGUAACCAGUGCUACCUUGGAUGCUGUGAAAUUCUCUCAAUAUUUCUUCGAGGCACCAAUUUUUACCAUUCCCGGCAGAACAUUCGAAGUUGAGAUUAUGUACACGAAGGAGGCAGAGACUGAUUAUUUGGACGCCUCAUUAAUAACAGUUAUGCAAAUUCAUUUGCGUGAACCGCCCGGCGAUAUACUUUUAUUUUUAACCGGUCAAGAGGAGAUUGAUACUGCCUGCGAGAUUCUUUACGAGCGCAUGAAAUCAUUGGGCAAGGAUGUGCCGGAAUUGAUAAUUCUACCCGUUUAUUCGGCAUUGCCAUCGGAAAUGCAGACAAGAAUUUUCGAACCCGCACCACCUGGUUCACGUAAAGUUGUAAUAGCGACAAAUAUCGCUGAGACAAGUUUAACUGUCGAUGGAAUUUACUAUGUUGUCGAUCCCGGCUUUGUCAAGCAGAAAGUCUAUAAUUCAAAAACAGGAAUGGACAGUCUUAAUGUGACACCAAUUAGUCAAGCUGCAGCGAAACAACGCGCAGGCAGAGCCGGAAGAACGGGUCCAGGAAAAUGUUAUCGUCUUUAUACCGAGAGAGCGUACAGAGAUGAAAUGCUGCCAACGCCAGUGCCCGAAAUUCAACGCACAAAUCUCGCUACAACUGUUUUACAAUUAAAAACAAUGGGUAUUAAUGAUUUACUUCAUUUCGAUUUUAUGGAUGCACCGCCAGUUGAAUCGCUCAUUAUGGCAUUGGAAUCGUUGCACAGUUUAAGUGCCCUUGAUAAUGAGGGUCUUUUAACGAGAUUGGGGAGGAGAAUGGCCGAAUUUCCCUUGGAGCCGAAUUUAUCGAAAAUGUUAAUUAUGAGCGUACAUUUACAAUGUUCUGAAGAAAUUUUAACCAUUGUCAGUAUGUUGUCUGUACAAAAUGUUUUCUACAGACCAAAAGAUAAGCAAGCGUUGGCUGAUCAGAAGAAAGCAAAAUUCAAUCAGGCUGAAGGUGAUCAUUUAACUCUAUUAGCAGUUUAUAAUUCAUGGAGAAACAAUAAGUUCAGUAAUGCCUGGUGUUAUGAAAAUUUCGUACAAAUACGAACGCUUAAGCGUGCACAAGAUGUGCGUAAGCAAUUAUUAGGAAUUAUGGAUAGGCAUAAAUUAGAUGUCGUCUCGGCAAGUAAAAAUACGGUUCGAGUUCAAAAGGCAAUUUGCUCUGGAUUCUUUAGAAAUGCUGCGAAAAAAGAUCCACAAGAAGGAUAUAGAACUUUAGUCGACAGCCAAGUCGUUUACAUUCAUCCUAGCAGUGCUCUGUUCAACAGACAACCAGAAUGGGUAAUUUAUCAUGAAUUAGUGCAAACGACAAAAGAAUAUAUGCGUGAGGUCACAACAAUCGAUCCAAAAUGGCUAGUAGAAUAUGCGCCGGCAUUUUUCAAAUUUAGCGAUCCAGCGAAAUUGAGUAAAUUUAAGAAGAACCAGAGACUUGAACCAUUGUAUAAUAAAUAUGAAGAACCAAAUGCUUGGAGAAUAUCAAGAGUACGACGACGGCGUAAUUAAGAAUUCAAUUUAUGAAUAUAUAUUGAAAUAUAUAUUUGUUAUUUUUAAAUUAUUAACGAAAAUAAUAAUUUCUGUAAAUAUAUCAUUAAUUGUAGCGAAUACAAUACAAUUAGCGGAAUUUUUGUGCGAAAAAUUCAUAUUUCUAUAAUUUAAUUAAAUUGUCAAAUAUUUCCUUUUUGUAGAGUUCAUGAUAUUAUGAAAUGAUUCUAUAAAACAAAAAGUAUUGGCACGUUUACCUGUAAAUUACAUAUACAAUUUUUUCUAAAUACAUGUUUAAUUCAC
Messenger RNA from Leptopilina heterotoma, 4086 nucleotides. It is a transcript of the gene pea, whose product is annotated as ATP-dependent RNA helicase DHX8. NCBI's taxonomy places the organism in Eukaryota, Metazoa, Arthropoda, Insecta, Hymenoptera, Figitidae. The record is from RefSeq and is a predicted model, not a curated record. Gene Ontology annotation, molecular function: ATP binding; RNA binding; RNA helicase activity. Gene Ontology annotation, cellular component: catalytic step 2 spliceosome; intracellular anatomical structure. The transcript has 9 exons. Gene Ontology annotation, biological process: spliceosomal complex disassembly; mRNA splicing, via spliceosome. Bases 97 to 3804 code for a protein of 1235 amino acids.